This is a messenger RNA of Danio aesculapii, 3311 nucleotides long. It is a transcript of the gene tango6, whose product is annotated as transport and golgi organization 6 homolog (Drosophila). The record is from RefSeq and is a predicted model, not a curated record. NCBI's taxonomy places the organism in Eukaryota, Metazoa, Chordata, Actinopteri, Cypriniformes, Danionidae. Gene Ontology annotation, biological process: protein secretion. The transcript is spliced from 18 exons. The coding region runs from base 26 to 3232 and encodes 1068 amino acids.
UCUUUACAGGCAACACAUUGCAGUGAUGAGCAAAAUGACAACAGCGCUAAUAAAGUCUCUCAGUAUAUUAACGAAACCUAUUCGAGAUGGGCAGUUGAGCGAUGGUCAAACCACACAAUCAGCACUGCUUUCAGCUCUCCAGAAGAACCUGACUGAGCUCCAGGAGCACAUUUCCAAGGCUGGAGAUCUGACAGAAGUCACUCCACUUGUGGAAGAGGUCAGAAGAGACGUCACAUGGUUCUGCAGGGACACAGAGGACAUAACCUGGAGCUUUGUCCAGGAAUGUCUUCUCUUACUGCUCUGCCUGGCUCGACACCUCAAGUGCCUUCUGGAUGCCUUUCAGAAAAAUCCUGCAGCACCAAAUCUGGCAACCCCUGAAGCAGCUCCUCCACUUCCUCCAGAUGUUCUCAGUGUGGCCCAGCAGAAGACACUGGGUGCUGUGCUGCAGUUUGUGGUCACUCUGGGUCUCUGUCCAUAUUUGGCUCCCGGUGUAGGGGUGGCAUUGGCACUGAGGUCAGCCUUUGGGGCUGCUGUAGAAGGGGCCGUCCGACUUGAUGUGGGCCCUGCGGGUGAAAGACGACUUCUUAUCACUACUAAUGUGCUGCUGGAGGUGUCUGCACUUUCAUCGCUGGCUACUCCUGUUUUUACACGUCAUCUGGGUGAUAUUAUGGCGGCACUGUGUCAGUUGGCAUAUCGACCCCAGCGGCCUGAUGGAGAUGGUGCAAAGAGCCAUAAGGGUCUGACAGUAGAGGAGCGCAAGUCCUGCAGAGAAUCACUUCACAGUCUUCUAGGAAAAGUGUAUCAGCCAAUCGUAAUUAAAGAACUGCUUGUCCUCCAAGGGGGUCCUAAACAGGGAUCUUCAGGCUCCAGAGCAGGAGGGAAAGCUCUUGCUCAGGCUCCUCCAUGGCUGAGGAGACUGUGUGGACAGAUGCUGUCUGACAGGUUAAUGCAACCUCAAGGCGUCCAGGCCGUGGUGAGGGCCAUUCUAGAAGGUACUGGAGCAGGUGGCGACUCUGAAUGGAGGAAGUGUGAUGCUGUGGCCAAGAUUCUAGCUGCCUGCCCUCAACAGUCGCUCUCUGCUGAAAAUUAUUACAGUCAAGUAUGUCCACAGAUUCUGGAGCUUCUUCAUUUCAAAGACAAGUUGACUGCACAGCAGUUCCAGAGAGUGGCCACUAGGGCGGCGAUCAUCAUGGUGCAGGAUCGGCCUGAGUUUGCACAGCAAUUCCUGCUCGAUCCUCUUCUCUCCCCUCUUCAUCGCUGUGCAGUGGGUGAUGAGCUAUCCCAGGAUGCAGUAGAGGAGUGGGAGCUGACUCGCUGUAUCGAGGACGUAUAUAAAAUUUGCGUGGUGGGUAACAGUCCAUCAGACGUGCUCCUGAAAGCUCUGGCAAAUGUCAUCUCACCACUGUUUGGGUUAUUUUGCUUCACCAAACAGAAUGUUUCUCAUUUACGCUCGUCCUGCCAGGAGAUCCUCAUAUGGUGCCUGUCUCACUCAGAGCGCUCUGAAGGUUUGACGCUUCUGAAACGCCUGUGUGGACUUCUAGGAGAAGUGUGUGGAGUCAAAUGUGGUUUUCAAUUCUCACCUGGCAGCGAAGGAGGGGCCAGACUUACAGUCAGAGAGCAAAUAAGUGAUGAAGAUGACGCUCUGUAUGAGAAGGUCUCCAGCGAGCAGUGGAGGGUUCAGUGUCUGGUGCAGUUACUGGGAGACAUGAAGGAUAGUGACCUGCCUGGAGAGUUUUUUCUGCUUCUGCUUCAGGAUUUAACAGCUGUGGCUGCUGAGCAGGAGGAUGUCCAGCAGGAAAUGGACACCUCAUCAUUGACCCUGCUGGAGUUAGAGCAGCACCUGCUGGGCCGUGUGAAUGGACACGGACAGAGACUCGCUCUACUGCAGACACUAGCCAUCAUGUGUGAGGGUCUUCCUCACACGCAGCUGCUCUGCAAGCCCACUCAGGUGGUGGGGUUCAUAGUGUCCAUGCUGCAGAGGGCUUGUGUUAGCCUGGAACGUGGCAUUGAUAGCCCCGUGGAGAGUCAGACUCUCAGUAUGGGAAUGGGGCUUGUGGCCACUCUUCUCUCUGGAGCUGCUGAGCUCACUCCAGAUGAUUAUUCAUCAAUGGCUGAACUGCUGCCCUACCUGGAGCAGAUUUCCCAGCAGCACCCAGAACCAGUCAUCCAGGAGCUGGCCUCUGAUCUGAGGGCUACUAUUGCCACACAUGGGGCUUAUCACCCUAAACCUGUCCUGAAAACUGCUGGUCAGCACAAUACAGCCCAUAGUCCUGCUCAACAUGCAAACCACAGUUCAAACUCCAGUCCAGCCACUACAUCCUCAUCUAGAGCUCCUUCCAGAUCCCAGAUCCCCUCACAACCACUCUCACAUCCCAAAAAUACAGCAGACCUUGGUGCAAAACCCAAAGUGAAGGACUUUACUGAGAUUUCACCAAAUAAAGCUUUCUCUGAAUGCAUGCUGGAGGCCUGUGACCCGGAUGUGCCCACCCGAGCCGUAGCUGUGCGUUCACUAACCCGCUCUCUAAGAGAUGGAGACAGAGAAGCACUGCAAAACAAGGACAAACUACUAAUGCUCUUUCUGGAAAACCUGGAGCAUGAAGACUCCUUUGUGUAUCUGUCUGCCAUUCAAGGCUUGGCAGUGUUGGCUGACUCUUUCCCUGAGCAGAUUCUGCAGAGACUGCUGGGAGAGUAUCAGACCGAUGUGAGCGACGGUCCCCCCCAUAAAGAGCGAUCCCUCGAGACACGACUUAAAGUGGGCGAGGUUUUAAUGAGAGCCAGCAGAGCCAUGGGUGACCUCGCGCCACACUAUGGCCGUCCUCUGAUUGGUGUGUUUCUGAGCGGCACACGAGACGAGGACAGUAGUGUUCGCGCCAGCAGCCUCUCUAACUUGGGCGAACUCUGCCAACGUCUCAACUUUUCACUCGGAUCAUUGGCACAAGAGUUGAGCAUGUGUCUGACAUCUCUGAUCAAGACGGACAGAGAAGCAGAGGUUCGAAGGGCUGCUGUCCACGUCAUUGCUCUGGUUCUCAGAGGCCUAAGUGAUAAAACCACUCAGGUUCUUGCCGAUGUUUUGUUGGAGCUGUAUCGAGCUCUAAAGUGGGUUGUUAGAUCAGACUCAGAUGAUGUUGUCAAACUUCACGCUCAAAUCGCUCUCGAGGAACUGGAUGACGUCAUGAGGAGGUUCAUCUUCCCUCAGCAGAAACUCGAGAAAAAGAUUGUGGUACUUCCUUGAAAAUGCUCCAGAUUAAUGUAGCCAAAAGCUUCUCUUUUAGUUUUCUAUCGUCCAUUAAAUCAUUUAUACUUGUGGUAAA